Molecule: messenger RNA, 1120 nt
Organism: Triticum aestivum (bread wheat)
Lineage: Eukaryota; Viridiplantae; Streptophyta; Magnoliopsida; Poales; Poaceae
Exons: 2
Coding region: 73-579 (168 amino acids)
Source: RefSeq, a predicted model, not a curated record
CCAACUCUAAAACCGACCAAGAAGCAAAAGCAGACAAACUCACAAACGUCUCAAGCGAAAGACAAGGAGAACAUGGCGACCAUCUCGUCCACCUCCUACUUCUCCUCGCAGCCGCAGCUGCCGGCGUCCGACGGCGCCAACCCCGCCACCACCAGAAGCAGCAGCAGCAACGGCCGGCAGCCCCGGAGGCGGCGGACCGGCAGGUGCGUCAUGCUCGAGGUAGACGCUGCCUCUGGUAGUGGCAGUGGCGGUGCGGCGGUGGGGAGGACGAGGAGCCUGACGGAGGAGGACCUGGAGGAGCUCAAGGCCUGCCUCGACCUCGGCUUCGGCUUCUCCUACCAUGAGAUCCCGGGCCUCCGCGGGACGCUCCCCGGCCUGGAGCUCUGCUACUCCAUGACGCGGAGGUUCCUCGACGAGCAGAGGACUCUGGUCGGGCAGCUGGAGCCCGCCGCGGCGGCGGCGGCCACGCCCAUCCCGGACUGGAGGAUCUCCGGCCCUGGUGAUGAUCCCGACGAAGUGAAAGCUCGGCUCAGGUAUUGGGCACAGACAGUGGCAUGCACAGUCAAACUCUGCACCUAGUGCCAUGUGUGCUAAGAUGGGCUCAACUGAAGGUGGCUGAAGCUGAAGCUGAAGAAUUUGCUUACAUGGCUCAAGAUAUGUUAUAUACCGAGGAGAUGCUUGGGUUGCGCGCUAUCGGGAUAACAUAACAGAUUGGUGCUUUCCGAAAACUUCAGAGAGGGAGAUGACUUAUGACACCGCAGAACUGCGAGAAAUCUCGAGGCGAUACGUCGUCUGAGCUUUAAUGAAAGGAUCAGAAGCUUGCCAUUCGUCAUAGGUGUUCUAAACGUGCAAUUCGGAGACCUGCUAGUGUUUUUAAUCUUCCUUGUAAUGAUCACUAGGCGCUCCAAAUAUGUUGUACUGCGCCAAGUUGAGCUUUGCAAAUAUGUCGGUUGAUUGGCUCAAGUAUGGCUUUGUUCUCACUUUCCUUUGAACUUUAAUAUGCUUUGAAAGAGUAGACAAUGUAUAGGACUUUCAUGAACAUAUUUGUUGAUUUUGCUGUACUGCACUGCAAAGGUGCAGAAACAGUUUGCCCUGAAAUAGAUUUCUUUGUCCAGCUUAA